This is a messenger RNA of Papilio polytes (common Mormon), 2864 nucleotides long. RefSeq names its product ATP-binding cassette sub-family F member 2. The coding region runs from base 160 to 2019 and encodes 619 amino acids. The transcript has 12 exons. Lineage: Eukaryota; Metazoa; Arthropoda; Insecta; Lepidoptera; Papilionidae. Gene Ontology annotation, molecular function: ATP hydrolysis activity; ATP binding. The record is from RefSeq and is a predicted model, not a curated record.
ACCCGCUGUCUGCUGUCAUUAGACGCAGGACGCAGGAAGAAGGCCAUCUGCGACACAUACACAUUCAUUUUGACUUCCCUUUUAGAAAAUAGCACGUGUCGGCGCUGUCAACUUGCUUAUCAUCGCAUUAAAAUUGAAUAGCCCAGAUAUAACAGCAUUAUGCCUUCUGAUGCAAAGAAACGUGCACAACAAAAGAAAAAAGAGCAGGCUAGUAACCGGAACAAAAAGCCCGUGGCAAGAGUAACGGCUGAGGAGAAUGGAUCCACGACAAAUGGCUCUGUCGAUCGUGAAUUGACAGCUGAAGAGGCAUUAUGCUUGAAGUUGGAAGCGGAGGCUAAAAUGAACUCUGAGGCUCGUUCAUGUACUGGAAGUCUCGCAGUGCACCCGCGAUCCAGAGACAUCAAGAUUGCUAAUUUCUCAAUCACAUUCUAUGGGCAUGAACUUCUGCAGGAUACAUUGCUGGAAUUGAAUUGUGGACGAAGAUAUGGUCUCGUUGGGCUUAAUGGCUGUGGCAAAUCAUCUCUACUAUCAGUGCUUGGACGUCGGGAAGUCCCGAUACCAGAUCAUAUUGACAUUUUCCAUCUAACUCGAGAAAUGCCAGCUUCGGAUAAAACUGCUCUGGAAUGUGUUAUGGAAGUGGAUGAGGAAAGAAUAAAACUUGAGAAGUUAGCUGAGGAAUUGGCUCAUUGUGAAGAUGAUGAAUCGCAAGAGCAGUUGAUGGAUAUCUAUGACAGAUUGGAAGACCUAAGUGCUGACACUGCAGAGGCUCGUGCCGCUAACAUUCUACAUGGUCUCGGUUUCACUAAAGAGAUGCAACAAAAAGCAACUAAAGACUUCUCUGGAGGUUGGCGUAUGCGCAUUGCGUUGGCCCGUGCACUAUAUGUGAAACCGCAUUUACUUCUGUUGGACGAGCCAACCAACCAUCUCGACUUGGAUGCCUGCGUGUGGCUUGAAGAAGAACUUAAAUCAUACAAGCGUAUUCUGGUGCUAAUUUCUCACUCCCAGGACUUUUUGAAUGGUGUUUGUACCAAUAUCGUUCACAUGAAUAAGCGCCGUCUCAAAUACUAUACUGGUAACUACGAAGCAUUUGUACGGACCCGUUUGGAGUUAUUAGAGAACCAAAUGAAGCAGUACAACUGGGAGCAAGAUCAAAUUGCCCAUAUGAAGAAUUAUAUUAGCCGAUUCGGUCAUGGAUCAGCCAAGCUUGCUCGUCAGGCUCAAUCCAAAGAGAAGACUCUGGCGAAGAUGGUAGCCCAGGGUCUAACGGAGAAGGUGGUUGACGAUAAAAUCCUUAACUUUUAUUUCCCCUCAUGCGGGAAAGUACCACCACCAGUUAUUAUGGUGCAGAAUGUCUCAUUCAGAUAUACUGAUAGCGGGCCAUGGAUCUACAAGAACUUAGAGUUUGGAAUUGAUCUAGAUACCAGGAUUGCUCUUGUUGGCCCCAACGGUGCUGGGAAAUCCACUCUGCUUAAACUACUCUAUGGAGAUUUGGUGCCAAGUACAGGUAUGAUACGUAAGAAUUCCCAUUUACGUAUCGGACGUUAUCAUCAACAUUUACAUGAACUGUUGGACCUUGACUUGUCCCCAUUGGACUAUAUGAUGAAGCAGUUCCCCGAAGUAAGGGAACGUGAGGAAAUGAGGAAGAUCAUUGGAAGAUAUGGACUCACUGGACGUCAACAGAUAUGUCCGUUACGUCAAUUAUCUGACGGACAACGUUGUCGUGUCGUGUUCGCGUGGCUCGCGUGGCAAACACCACAUCUACUGCUCCUAGACGAGCCGACCAAUCAUCUUGAUAUGGAGACUAUUGAUGCCCUUGCUGAGGCUAUUAAUGACUUUGACGGUGGCAUGGUACUCGUCAGUCACGACUUCAGGCUCAUAAAUCAGGUCGCUGAAGAGAUUUGGAUUUGUGAGAAUUCGACAGUAACCAAAUGGAAUGGUGGCAUUCUCAAGUACAAGGAUCAUCUGAAAUCGAGGAUCAUGAAGGAAAACGCCGAUAACGCCGCUAAAAUACGCAAAUAAUUAGUUAAUGACUUAGAGUCAGUUUUGAAAUUUAAUUUGCACGUAUCGCUUAUAAGCACAAUUACCAAUAAGGGCUUACUAUCAUACAUCGCGAUUGACAAGCACAUUUUUAUUUAUACACAUUGACGGAUCAAAGCAGAGCGGAUAAUAUUCAUAGGAAAUAACGUAAUAAUAGAAAAUAGUAACAGCGAUUUAGUAAUUUUUCAUAGCAGUUUCGCUUUGCUUUCGAAGACUUUAGCUAUGUACACUAAAAUAUAUAUUACCUCAUCAUUUUUUAACUAUUUUAGUCCAUCUACAUUAGGUGGUUGAAAAAUUCAUUUUCUUUAUUUUAUUAAUAUGUUAAUUGUGCUUACAAGUGUAAUCCCUAGUUAGUUACAGCCUAGAUUUUAUUUAGUAUUUUACAAUCAUGACCGUAACCAAAUUAAAUGUUUAUUAUUGUUUUUAACUUUUUUUUAACUGCUUUUACAUGCAUGCAUUAUUGACAUGAAUAAUGUGCAAUACACAGAUAUUUAUAGCAAUAAAUAGUUUUAGUACAAUUUCACUAAUAGGUUAUUCUCGAAAUGAAAUCUUCAUUGAUUAUCGUUAUGUAAAAUUAAUGAAUUUGAAUCAAAAUGAAAUAAAACGUUUUAUGUACGUUUAUGUAUAAACGAAUUAUGUAGCUAAAUUUUGUAUUUCAAUACGUUUUAUUACAAUUGACAUGCUCCGAUUUACUGUUUAACUAUUGCAUUGUUUGAUAUUAUUACUUAAGUAGUCAAUUUUACAACAACCUGUUAACCAAUCAAGCAAAAUUUAACAAUUCAAUAAAAAUAAUUAAGAUAUUAAAUAAAGUAGCAUCUUUAUCACAA